GAAGAGAAUGCCAAGAUGGCAGUCCCACCACACAUCCCUGGUCCAGACUGCCUGCGCCCAUUCACUCGCGAGUCUUUGGCGGCGAUAGAGAAACGCAUUGCUGAGCAGGAGGCCAAGGACUUGAAGAAGCAACAUGAAGAGGUUCUGGAUGAAGCUCAUGAACCCAAGCCCCGCAGUGACCUGGAGCAAGGAAAAACCCUCCCGGUGAUCUAUGGGGACCCACCCUUAGAUUUAAUUGGAGUGCCCCUAGAAGAGCUUGACCAGUUCUAUCUGAAUCAAAAGACGUACAUCAUUCUCACCAAAGGGAAGACUAUUUUCCGGUUCAGCACUACACCUGCCCUCUAUAUGUUAGACCCGUUCAAUAUUGUCCGGAGGGGUGCCAUCCGAGUGCUGACACAUUCAUUAUUCAGCAUGUUUAUAAUGAUAACCAUCUUAACAAACUGUGUCUUCAUGGCCAUGAGUGAACCACCGUCGUGGGCCAAGAACGUGGAGUAUACUUUUACAGGCAUCUACACCUUUGAGUCUAUGAUCAAGAUACUUGCUCGGGGAUUCUGCAUUGACAGUUUUACAUUCCUGCGAGAUCCAUGGAACUGGCUGGAUUUCAGCGUUAUUGUUAUGGCUUAUGUCACAGAGUUUGUGGAUUUGGGCAACAUCUCUGCUCUGCGGACGUUCCGGGUUCUCCGGGCACUUAAAACCAUCACAGUUAUUCCAGGGCUGAAAACAAUUGUGGGCGCCUUGAUCCAGUCGGUGAAGAAGCUUUCGGAUGUCAUGAUCCUCACUGUGUUCUGCUUGGCCGUCUUUGCCCUCGUCGGCCUGCAGCUCUUUAUGGGGAACCUGCGGCAAAAGUGUGUCCGGUGGCCACCCCCCAUCAAUGGCACUUUUCAAGAGGAAGUCUUUGGACUUGACAGCGAUGGGACCUUUGGCACGUUGGCAAAUGCAACUCUGCUUAGUAAUGUGAGCGCCAACUACACUUUUGUCUGGGACGAAUACAUCCAUGAUGAAGCCAAUUUCUACUUCCUGGAUGGUGCCCUUGACGCUCUGCUCUGUGGAAACAGUUCCGAUGCUGGGCAGUGCCCGGAAGGCUUCCUUUGCAUGAAAGCUGGUCGAAACCCAAACUACGGCUACACAAGUUAUGACACCUUCAGUUGGGCCUUCCUGGCGCUCUUCCGCCUCAUGACUCAGGACUACUGGGAGAACCUCUUCCAGCUGACCCUGCGAGCUGCUGGGAAGACAUACAUGAUUUUUUUCGUUGUGGUAAUCUUCCUGGGCUCCUUCUACCUGAUCAACUUGAUCCUGGCUGUGGUGGCAAUGGCCUAUGCCGAUCAGAACGAUGCAACGUUGCUGGAGGAGCAGGAGAAGGAAGCGGAGUUCCAGCAGAUGCUGGAGCAGCUGAAGAAACAUCAGGAGGAGCAGCAGAGGCUGCUUCAAGAACAAGCAGCAAACAGCAGCUCUGCAGAGAGUAUCGUAGUGGAGAAGAAAAAGACGGGGGACUCUGACCAAGAGGCACCCAGCGACCAGGACUGCAAAGGUCGGGUCAUACCACACUUGGUGUUGCAGCGAUCGGCCACAAUAGAUGAGUCAGACCCUUUGGAGGAGCAUGUGAAGUCUGACCAGAACCACCUGCAAGUGGGCAAUCAGGAUGGGACCGGUUUGCAGAAGCGAGCAGAAAGUGCGCUCAGUAUCGUCUCCAACACCCUGGAAGAGCUGGAGGAGGCACACCAGAAGUGUCCGCCCUGGUGGUACAAGUUUGCCCACGCGGUCCUUGUGUGGAACUGUUGCCCACCGUGGGUAAAGCUUAAGCAUUAUGUCAAGCUCUUCGUCAUGGACCCCUUUGUGGAUCUGGGGAUCACCAUCUGCAUUGUCCUCAAUACUGUCUUCAUGGCCAUGGAACACUACCCAAUGACUGAGGAGUUCAACAAUGUGCUGGGUGUGGGCAACCUGGUCUUCACUGGAAUAUUCACAGCUGAGAUGGUGCUCAAACUGAUUGCUCUAGACCCCUAUGAGUACUUCCAGCAAGGAUGGAAUAUUUUUGACAGCAUCAUCGUCACCCUGAGCUUGGUGGAGCUCGGCCUCGCCAACGUCCAGGGGCUUUCUGUGCUCCGAUCCUUUCGUCUGAUGAGAGUUUUCAAGCUUGCAAAAUCCUGGCCGACCCUCAACAUGCUGAUCAAAAUCAUUGGCAACUCAGUGGGCGCUCUGGGCAAUCUCACCUUGGUGCUGGCCAUCAUUGUGUUCAUCUUUGCCGUGGUGGGCAUGCAGCUGUUUGGGAAGAGCUACAAGGAGUGCGUCUGCAAGAUCUCCACCGACUGUGUGCUGCCGCGCUGGCACAUGCACGACUUCUUCCAUUCCUUCCUCAUCAUCUUCCGCAUCCUUUGUGGCGAGUGGAUCGAGACCAUGUGGGACUGUAUGGAGGUGGCUGGGCAGCCCUUGUGCCUCAUCGUCUUCAUGAUGGUCAUGGUCAUCGGGAACCUGGUGGUUCUCAACUUGUUCUUGGCUUUGCUGCUGAGUUCCUUCAGUGCUGAUAGUCUUGCAGGCUCUGAUGAUGACGGCGAGAUGAAUAAUUUGCAGAUCGCAAUUGGCAGGAUCACACGGGGGAUUGACUUUGUCAAGAAGCAGGUGCUGCAGCUGCUUCACCAGCUGUGGAAGGGGAAGAAGGAACCACCAAGCAAGGAGCAGGAUGACAGCAAGAAGGAGAACAUUGUCCUCAACCACAUGGACACAGGCCAGGACUCCAAGUCUGAUUACAUGGAUGGCAUAGCCAAAAAAGAGUCAGUCAUAGAUGAGUUGCGCGAUGUGGGCCAGGACUCCAAAUCUGAUUACGUCGAUGGCAUAGCCAAAAAACAGCUGGUAAUUAAUGGGAUGGACAUCAGCCAGGGCUCCAAACCAAACUACUUGGAUCGCAUCGCGAAAAGAGCACCAUUCAUUGAUGACUUGGAUCACAUGAACUUCAUUAACAAUCCCAACCUGACCAUACAUGUCCCAAUAGCCUCUGAAGAGUCUGACCUGUAUGAUGAAACGGACACGGGGGAAGAGACUGCUGAAGACACCAAGGUAACCAAGAAGACGCUGUCAGAUGGGACUGAGUCGUCUAUUUGCAGCACAGUGGAUUACAAGCCUCCUGACCCUGUGGAGGAGGAAGUCAUGGCUGAGGAGGCUGCAGAGAGCGAUGGGCCACAGGAAUGCUUUACCGAAGCCUGCGUUAAGCGGUGCCCUUGCCUCUACGUUGACAUCAAAACGGAAAAGGGAAAGAAGUGGUGGAAUCUUCGGAAGACAUGUUUCACAAUAGUGGAGCACAACUGGUUUGAAACCUUCAUCAUCUUCAUGAUCCUCCUGAGCAGCGGGGCUCUAGCUUUUGAAGACAUCUAUAUUGAGCGGCGACAGACGAUCCGCACCAUUCUGGAGUAUGCUGACAAGGUCUUCUCCUAUAUCUUUGUGUUCGAGAUGCUACUGAAAUGGGUGGCGUAUGGGUUCAAAGUCUACUUCACCAAUGCCUGGUGCUGGUUGGACUUCCUCAUUGUUGAUGUAUCUCUAAUCAGCUUGACCGCAAACUGGAUGGGCUAUUCCGAGCUGGGAGCCAUCAAAUCCCUCAGGACGCUCCGUGCACUGAGACCUCUUCGGGCCUUAUCCAGAUUUGAAGGCAUGAGGGUAGUCGUGAAUGCCCUUCUGGGGGCCAUCCCAUCUAUCAUGAAUGUCCUCUUGGUCUGCUUGAUCUUCUGGCUCAUCUUUAGCAUUAUGGGGGUCAACCUCUUUGCAGGGAAGUAUUACCGGUGCAUCAACACCACCACCGAUGAGCUCUUUGACAUCAGUGUAGUGAACAACAAGACCGACUGCCUGGCCCUUAACUACACCAAUGAGAUCCGCUGGGUCAAUGUAAAAGUCAACUUUGACAAUGUGGGCUUUGGCUACCUCUCUCUUCUGCAGGUGGCCACAUUCAAAGGCUGGAUGGACAUCAUGUAUGCCGCUGUUGAUUCCCGUGAGGUGGAACAACAGCCCAAGUAUGAAGUAAACCUCUACAUGUAUCUCUAUUUUGUCAUCUUCAUCAUCUUUGGUGCGUUCUUCACCCUCAAUCUGUUUAUCGGUGUCAUUAUCGACAAUUUCAACCAGCAGAAGAAAAAGUUUGGAGGAAAGGACAUCUUCAUGACAGAGGAACAAAAGAAAUACUACAACGCCAUGAAGAAGCUGGGCUCGAAAAAGCCGGUGAAGCCCAUUCCUAGGCCCCAGAACAAAUUUCAAGGGAUGAUCUUUGACUUUGUGACCCAGCAAGCCUUUGAUAUAGUCAUCAUGAUCCUCAUUUGUCUUAACAUGGUGACGAUGAUGGUGGAAACAGACAACCAGAGCCAAACCAAAAUAAAAAUUUUAUUCCAAGUCAACAUGGUUUUCAUCGUGAUCUUCACAGCUGAGUGCUUUCUCAAGAUGGUCGCCCUGAGGUACUACUUCUUCACCAUUGGAUGGAACAUCUUCGAUUUUGUUGUGGUCAUUCUCUCCAUCAUAGGACUUGUUCUCUCAGACAUCAUUGAGAAGUACUUUGUGUCCCCCACGCUCUUCAGGGUCAUUCGCUUGGCUAGAAUUGGGCGUGUUCUCCGGCUGAUCAAGGGGGCGAAGGGCAUCCGGACCCUCCUCUUUGCCCUGAUGAUGUCCCUGCCGGCCCUCUUUAAUAUCGGCCUGCUUCUUUUCCUGGUCAUGUUCAUCUAUUCCAUUUUUGGGAUGUCCAAUUUUGCCUAUGUGAAGAAGGAAUCCGGAAUUGACGACAUGUUCAACUUUGAGACUUUUGGCAACAGCAUCAUCUGCCUCUUCAUGAUCACCACCUCAGCCGGCUGGGAUGGCUUAUUGAACCCCAUCUUGAACAGGGGGCCCCCAGACUGCGAUCCUCACCUAGAACACCCUGGCAGUUCGGUCAGGGGUGACUGUGGCAACACCACCAUCGGCAUUGCCUUCUUCUGCAGCUACAUCAUCAUCUCCUUCUUGAUAGUGGUCAACAUGUAUAUUGCCAUCAUCCUGGAGAACUUCAACGUAGCCACAGAAGAGAGCAGUGAGCCGCUAUGUGAAGAUGACUUUGAAAUGUUCUAUGAAACUUGGGAGAAGUUUGACCCCGAUGCCACACAGUUCAUUGAGUACAGCAUCCUCUCUGACUUUGCAGAUACCUUGCAAGAGCCGCUGCGAAUUGCUAAACCGAACAAGAUCAAGUUGGUCACUUUAGACUUGCCCAUGGUUCCUGGGGAUAAGAUCCAUUGUUUGGACAUCCUCUUUGCCCUUACCAAAGAAGUAUUGGGGGACUCUGGGGAAAUGGAUGCCCUGAAGGAGUCCAUGGAGGAGAAAUUUAUGGCUGCCAAUCCCUCCAAAGUUUCCUAUGAACCCAUCACUACAACACUGAAAAGGAAGCAUGAGGAAGUGUGUGCCAUCAAAAUCCAACGGGCGUUCCGACGACAUCUCUUAAAGCGAUCAGUGAAACAGGCCUCUUAUCUGUAUCGGCACAGCCAAGAUGAGGCCACGCUGGCAGAAGGCGCCCCAGAGAAAGAAGGGCUGAUUGCAGAUAAUAUGAAUUUAAUGUACGGGCCUUUGGCAACUCAGGCGGAAACUGAAGCGUCAUCAGAAUCAGCCCCACCUCUCAGCCUUGGGUUAGUUGCUGAUCCAAAGACUGACCCCAGUGCAAAGAAGGAUGAUCCCGGGGAAGGGAAAGAGGAUGAUCCCGGGGAAGGGAAAGAGGAUGAUCCCAGCAAAACAAAAGAGAGAGAGGCCACCAAACGUGGUGUCAAAGAGUCAUUUGUAUAA
This is a messenger RNA of Euleptes europaea (tarantolino), 5766 nucleotides long. It is a transcript of the gene SCN4A, whose product is annotated as sodium voltage-gated channel alpha subunit 4. The record is from RefSeq and is a predicted model, not a curated record. Gene Ontology annotation, molecular function: protein binding; voltage-gated sodium channel activity. The transcript has 26 exons. Gene Ontology annotation, cellular component: axon; voltage-gated sodium channel complex; plasma membrane. Bases 16 to 5766 code for a protein of 1916 amino acids. NCBI's taxonomy places the organism in Eukaryota, Metazoa, Chordata, Lepidosauria, Squamata, Sphaerodactylidae. Gene Ontology annotation, biological process: sodium ion transmembrane transport; membrane depolarization during action potential; neuronal action potential.